Messenger RNA from Eutrema salsugineum, 702 nucleotides. RefSeq names its product transcription elongation factor TFIIS. Gene Ontology annotation, cellular component: nucleus. The record is from RefSeq and is a predicted model, not a curated record. Lineage: Eukaryota; Viridiplantae; Streptophyta; Magnoliopsida; Brassicales; Brassicaceae. The transcript is spliced from 2 exons. Gene Ontology annotation, biological process: DNA-templated transcription. The coding region runs from base 1 to 702 and encodes 233 amino acids.
AUGCAGAAGCAAGAGUUCUUGGAACUGUUUGAGGCAGCGACUCGAGCGGCUAAAGCUGCGAGAGGCGGCGAGAAUUCUACAGCUGUCUCGAGAUGUCUUGACGCCAUGAAGCGUUUGAAAAAAGCUCCCGAGUCUCUUGUUUGUGACUUGAUCAUCAAAACCUCCUCCUCCAUUGGAGAGAAUCACAGUCUUUUCACGGAGCACAAAAACACCCAAAUCCGAUCAGAGGCAAAGCUUCUUUACACUCUUUGGCUGUCGUAUCUCUACGCCACCGGAAGAAAACAAAACCGACCGCCGGUGGUGAAGAAGAAGCGUGUGGAGAUUUCGACGACAGGAGAUUCUAAGCGAGACAAAGUACGUGAGAUUCUUCAAACUUCGUUGUCUAAAGUCGCCAACGAGGUUGUUGCUGAGACGGAGAUGAAGAAACGAGUCGUUUCUUGCGAUCCAUGGACUGUGGCCGUGUCGGUGGAAACUGCCAUAUCGAUUCUGUUCAACAUGGGAGAUAGUAACAAUCCAGAUCUGAGGAGGAAAGUGCUACUUGGUGAGAUCAACGGAGAGAGAUUAGUGACGAUGGACAAAGAAGAGUUGGGGAGCGACAAGAUUCAGAAGGAAGUUCAACAAAUCAAAGAGAAAGCAAGAUUUAGGGAAGAGAAUCGUCUGAAGAUGAUGAUGCUUCAAUCAGAUCAUAUGAUCAUGAUCUAA